Molecule: messenger RNA, 2649 nt
Organism: Penicillium canescens
Lineage: Eukaryota; Fungi; Ascomycota; Eurotiomycetes; Eurotiales; Aspergillaceae
Product: MutS family protein MSH4
Exons: 7
Coding region: 1-2649 (882 amino acids)
Biological process (GO): reciprocal meiotic recombination; mismatch repair
Cellular component (GO): nucleus
Molecular function (GO): ATP binding; ATP-dependent DNA damage sensor activity; mismatched DNA binding
Source: RefSeq, a predicted model, not a curated record
AUGUCGGUCUAUUCGGACUCACGGCUGUCGCUGGAUUCUUUUGCUCCAACUUCCAGAGCUGGUAGCAUACGUCCAAGGGUAGGGAGGCCAACUACCACAACCACCAGCGUUGCUUCCCAGGAUCUCAUCUGCGCCGUCAGUGAAUCGCGGGGCGUCUCAUCGACUGUUGGUCUCGCAUUUGUCAAUCUUGCGACAGCUGAAGCAGUUCUCUGUCAGAUAUGUGAUAGUCAAACCUACGUCAAUACAAUUAUCAAGAUCGGUGUUUUCGAACCCAGCGAAAUCCUUUUCAUGAACACUGCCAAAGAAUCCAAGCUUCGAUAUAUCAUCCAAGAAAACUUACCCGACCCAAUCUUCACUUUCCUAGACCGCCGAUGCUGGUCUGAGAAGACGGGCCAUGAGUAUGUGGACCGAUUGGCCUUUCCAGAAGAUGUCAAUUCGCUCAAGGUGACCCUGGGUGGGAACUAUUUUGCAGCGUGCUGCUUUGCCGCAGUUCUUAAGUAUGUCGAGAUUGAACUCCAGCGGUCUUUCACAUUGCAUUCACUACGCAUCCGAUUCGAACCAUCCCAAGGGUCGAUGACGAUUGACUUGGCGACUAUCGUGUCCCUCGAGCUCAUCCAGAACCUGCAGAAUGCGAAAUCGCGAGAAAGCUUGUAUGGGCUGUUGAAUGAGACACUAACACCUAUGGGGGCAAGGCUGCUCCGAGCUAGCAUUUUACAACCUUCAACUGAACGAGUCAAACUGACAGCCAGGUACAAUGCCGUGGAAGAUUUGUCAACCAAAGAAGAUAUGUUUGUCUCUGUGAGACAGGCUCUUAAGGGUUUCAUCGAUGCAGACAAAGUUUUGACUGCGAUAAUCCUGGUUCCCACCAAGCGGACAAUCCAAUACGUCGAACAGUCUGUCAACUAUGUUAUCAUGCUCAAAACUUAUGUUUCAGCAAUCAAGAACAUCUUUCGAGCGCUUGCAACAGCACAGAGCGAUUUGUUGCUUACCAUACGCGAAUUGUGUGCCCCUGAGGGACAUCGUGCGAUUGAAGAGCUCAUGGAAACGACAUUGAAUGAUCAUGUCACUUACCAAACGAAGCCACUUGAUCUAAGAAACCAGCGCAUUUACUGUGUCAAGGCCGGUGUCAAUAGUCUCCUCGAUGUAGCCAGACAGACCUACAAGGAGGCAAAUGCAGAUGCCACCGAGCUCAUCAAGAACUUGUCAGAUAAUUGUGACAUUGUUCUCGAUUUGAAGUAUGACACAGCCCGUCAAUACUACAUCUGCAUCCCUGCGACAGAGCCUGGUCCCCUACCCCAUGUCUUCAUCAACGUCUAUCGCAAGCGAAAUCGCAUUGAGUGCCAGACACUGGACUUGGUCAAACUCAACCAGAAGAUCACUGAUGCCCACAGUGAAGUGAUCAACAUGAGCGAUCGCACCAUUCAGGAUCUCCUUUGCGACGUUUGCGACCAAGUAUCCGGACUCUUCCGAGUCAGCGAAGCAAUAGCAAUGCUAGACAUGCUAGCAUCAUUUGCCCAACUAGCAACCAGCCACGAAUACAUCAGACCAGAGUUAACAGAGACACUCGCCAUCAAAGCAGGACGUCACCCAAUCCGAGAACAGAUUCAUCCAAGCAAGUUCAUACCGAACGACGCAUAUGCAACCCCACAAACCCGUUUUCAGAUCGUCACAGGCUGCAACAUGGGCGGCAAAUCCACUUACAUCCGUUUCCUAGCUCUAACGACAAUCAUGGCCCAGAUUGGUUGCUUCGUACCCGCGCAAUAUGCCUCAUUCCCAAUCUCCCACCAACUCUUCGCCCGCGUCGCAGCUUCAGACGAUCUAGACGCAAAUGUCUCCACAUUCGCAGCAGAGAUGCGUGAAAUGGCAUUUAUCCUGCGAAACAUCCAGCCACGAAGCAUGGUAAUAAUCGACGAACUAGGCAGAGGAACCAGCACGACAGACGGACUCGCCAUCGCAGUCGCCCUAUCUGAAGCCCUCAUCUCAAGCAAUGCUCUAGUCUGGUUCGCCACCCACUUCCACGAUCUGGCACAGAUCCUCGCCGACCGCAGCGGCGUCAUAAAUCUCCAUCUAGCAGCGGACAUUGCCCCUGGUGCCACCAAAAUGACUAUGCAGUAUCGUAUCGCCGAAGGCCCUUCCCAGAUCGUCGAUACGCUCACUGACCUCCCACCUGCUGUUCUGGAGAAAGCACAGUCCGUCUCAGAGGCGGUAGAUCUGCUCGCUCUGCGCCGAAAUAGUUCAUCGCGUGCUGUGGCCAUUGCCCAGAAACGGAAAUUGCUUCUUUCACUGUGGGAACAACUGUUUCUUGCUCGUGAUGGUACUAUGGACGACGGCGCUCUUCGCUCUGUGCUGAUCAAACUUCAAGAUGAUUUUGUCAUGCACAUGUCUGCUAUUAACCAAGAGAUGGGGAUGCACCCUGACAACGAAAGUGUGACUGAUGCUGAUGCUCGUGCUGGACAUGUUUCCUAUGUUUCGGCUCAUACCCGUGAAGCCCAGGUGUCAGGCUUCAGUGAAGAUCGCGAUGAAACGGAGGAUACUCAUGCCACUGAACCCAUCGUUAUCGACUCUGGGUCUGAGAUUUGUUCCGAGUCUGAUCCUGUCACUGACAAUGACAGUGAUAGUGUCGUGCUUGUUUCAACGCACUUCAAUUAA